This is a messenger RNA of Pungitius pungitius (ninespine stickleback), 1837 nucleotides long. It is a transcript of the gene kptn, whose product is annotated as kaptin (actin binding protein). Gene Ontology annotation, molecular function: actin filament binding. NCBI's taxonomy places the organism in Eukaryota, Metazoa, Chordata, Actinopteri, Perciformes, Gasterosteidae. Gene Ontology annotation, cellular component: actin cytoskeleton; KICSTOR complex; lamellipodium. Gene Ontology annotation, biological process: actin filament organization; cellular response to amino acid starvation; negative regulation of TORC1 signaling. The record is from RefSeq and is a predicted model, not a curated record. The coding region runs from base 288 to 1625 and encodes 445 amino acids. The transcript is spliced from 12 exons.
UGAACGCACCUCUUCACAACCCGGAUGUUGUGCUUUACAACGACCUGAAGAAAAUAAACAUCAUCCAGACUUCAACAUGAAUUAGCUCGUAUUAUUAAUCAAAGAAUAACGAGCGUGACACUUUCCCUGAGUGCUAUCUAGUCUUUAAUUUGAAAUAAAUUUAAUUCUCAUUCCUCGCUUAAGCUAUUUCAAAUUAAACAUGAAGGGAGAUGCUGCAGCCUAAAAAACAAACAUAAACAGUCUUAAUUGUUAACAUUUAACAUUGGUGAGUGGUCUCCUGCGGCAGGAUGCCUGGCGGGUCGUUCCCCUUCGUGGAGGACAGUUUCAGCCGCUUCCCGUCGCAGAGUAACAUCUACGGCCUGAGUCAGGCCGGGGAGCAGGAGCUGCUGGCGGCCACUCUCAAAGGGAAGGUGGUGUGUUUCAGGUACCAGGAGCUGCAGCAGAAGAUCCGACCCGUGGCCAAGGAGGUCCAGUUCACCUACAUCCCAGUUGAUGCAGAGAUUGUAUCAAUUGACGCCUUCAACAAGUCUACACCCAAAAGAGGCCUGGUGGUGGGAAUCACAUUUGUAAAGGACUCUGGGGACAAGGCCACGCCGUUCCUCAACAUCUACUGUGACUACGAGCCGGGCUCAGAGUUCAACCUGGAGUCCAUUGCACAGAGCUGCCUGAAUCUGGAGUUGCAGUUCACGCCGUUCCAUCUCUACCACACAGAAGUGCAGUGUGACGACGGAGGCAGAGAGACGGUGUUUCUGCUCAGCGGUCACGACCAGAGGAUCCACCUGUACAAAGAGAACGCCUCCCUGCACCAGUUUGAGGAGCAGCCAGUGGAGAGACUCUUCCCUGAACUACAACACCUGCCCAGCAAUGUGCUGUGGUUGGACAUGCUGAGCAUCGCGGGUGGUCGGCGCCUCUCGGCGUUUGGCUGUCAGAACGGCUGCGUCGGACUGGCUCUGGUCAACCAGACAGGACCAGAGGUUCUGAAGAGCUGGCACUUCCAGUUUGACAGUCCAAUCUCUUCCCUGCUGCUGUUCCAUCUGAGCUGCCAGGCUGAGCCCGACCGUCCCAGCGCAGACAAAGGUGUGGAAAUGGAGGGCUACAAUCUCCUGGUAACCAGUACCAUAGAGAUGGCAGUUGUCUACAGAAAUGUCCAGGAGCAAGGCCUGUCUCACCCGACGUGCCUUUCAGAAAGCGACCAGUGGGAUGCAGUGCUCUGCUCGCUGGCCAUUGACCUGGAUUUUGACGGGCAGAAGGAGGUGCUGUUGGGAACAUAUGGGCAGGAACUUCUUUGUUACAAAUUCCAGCCAGCAGAGAGAGAACGAGACAGACAGUUUCAGCUGCAGUGGAGGCGGAGCUUCAAGAGUCCUCUGCUGUCCAUUACCUACUUAGACUUGACUGGGGACGGUUUGAGAGAGCUGGCCGUCCUCACGCUGAAGGGGCUGCAUAUCCUACAGCACUCUCUCACCAGCACAGCCAAUCUGGUCCUCGAGCGGCUCGCCCUCAGGGUGUCAGCACUCAUGGCUGGCCCCGAGCUGGAGUCGGGCAAAGAGCAGGACGCGUCUGCUGAGAAAGCGCAGUGUGCAUCGCACACACCAGCCACACAAGAAAACUCAAGUGCUCCCCCGUGAAAGUCCUGAUGGAUCAGACUAAAGUGCUGCUUUUACAGGUGAAACGUGAAGGUGUUUCUCAGUAUUCCUCAACAGUUCCAUUUACAGACACUAGCAUCCUAUUUGCUGCCCUACAACAGCCCCACUGUGCUCCAUGGUCCAACACGAUGAGGUGCUGUGGAUUGUGUUUUAGUCUUCUGCAGAUAAUAAAUCCCAUUUGGGUCUGUACACUC